This is a messenger RNA of Trypanosoma conorhini, 359 nucleotides long. Its product is annotated as 60S ribosomal protein L7a. Lineage: Eukaryota; Euglenozoa; Kinetoplastea; Trypanosomatida; Trypanosomatidae. The annotation marks the transcript as partial. The record is from RefSeq and is a predicted model, not a curated record. The transcript has a single exon.
AGAAGAAGACCGCGCGGCUCGUGAUCAUCGCGAACAACGUCGACCCCAUCGAGCUGGUGCUGUGGAUGCCCACGCUGUGCCGCGCCAACAAGGUCCCGUACGCGAUUGUGAAGGACAAGGCGCGCCUCGGUGACGCGAUCGGCCAGAAGACCGCCACGUGCGUUGCGAUCACCGACGUGAAUGCCGAGGACGAGGCUGCCCUGAAGAACCUCGUGCGCUCCGUGAACGCGCGCUUCCUGGCCCGCAGCGACGUCAUCCGUCGCCAGUGGGGCGGUCUGCAGCUCUCACUGCGUUCGCGCGCCGAGCUCCGCAAGAAGCGUGCCCGCAACGCCGGCAAGGAUGCCGCCGCCCUCGUGUAA